AGGUGAUCGGAGAGAACAAGUGAAGAUGUUUUGGAAGUACAAUUUUAGCUCCUCUGCGCAGAUAGAGACUCUGCUCCAAAAGGAAGAUGUCACAUUAUUCGAGCUUAUGGACGAGGAUGAGCUCCUCCAGGAGUGUAAGGCGCAGAAUAGAAAACUCAUAGACUUUUUGACUCGAGCCGAAGUCCUUGACGAAAUGGUGUACUUGGUAGUAAAUGAGCCUUCGGCAGAGGGUGAGAUGCAAAUGAGGUUUAAGUAUGCUAACCUUGCUGCAGAGCUACUCACAGCAGAUGUGCCAGCUAUUAUUGAUAAGUUGGUGGCUUCAACCAGCCUCUUAGAUAUAUUGUACAAAUUUCUAGAGAAGGAGAAGCCACUUAAUCCAUUGCUGGCGUCUUUCUUCUCCAAGGUUCUAGGCAUGCUGGUUCAGCGUCGCUCCGAACAGAACUGGUAUUCCUAUCAGUUCACUUGCUUCCAGGUAUUGGACUUUUUAAAAUCCAAAGGUGAUUUUGUUGAACUGGCUGUACAACAUGUAGGGACCUCAGCUAUUAUGGAUUUGCUGCUCAAACUUAUCUGUAACGUUGAGGAGGAUGAAAUCCGGCAGAGCGUGCACCAGUGGUUGAAUGAGGGCCAACUAGUAGAGCGGCUAGUAGACAAGUUAUCACCAGAUGCCGACCCAGAGGACCACGCCAGUGCCGACAAUCUCCUGUGCGAAAUCAGCACGUCUUGCAGGGACACGUCCACCGACGGACACCAGCAGACUAAUCCUCUCCUGGCAACUCUGGAAAGUGAAGACACAGUAAAUAAAUUGCUAGAUUUGCUCCUCCAUGAAGACCGGAACGACUCUUCACUCUCUCACGUGAUCAACAUCCUGCUUACUCUCCUGUCUGCUCGAACAGUUGCAACAGUCUGUAUCCGUUGAUUCAAGUGAUAGUGAAUCAAGUGAUGGGAGGAAAAAUGCAGUUGCAAGAAUUAUUGCCAAACGUCUACCAAGUCUUCAAAACAUCCUACUACACCCACCCAAGAAAGGGUUGUUACUGACUGCGUACGGCCAGGAAGUGGAGCCCCUCGGAAAUACCCGCCUUCAAGUCGUGACGCUGGUCGCUGCACUGGUCGCAGUCAAUGACCCUGUAGUCCAUAAUUCGCUCUAUGAACUUAAUACGGUUGAAUAUCUGUUGGACUUGUUUUUCAAAUUUAUGUUGAACAACUUCUUACACACCCAAGUGGAGCAGUGCCUGACCGCCAUUCUUACGAAGGCUCCAGCAGCAUCCUCUCCAGAAGGCGACACAGACCAUCGGUUGCUGACGCAGCUCUUCAAUGAGGGACGCAUCAUCGAGCGCGUCGUAGAGGCUUUUGACGAGUCCAGUGAAAGACAAGAAUGCAAACAGAUACACAAUCUUAAAGGUUACAUGGGUCACUUACGACAACUGGCUAACACCAUUGUACAGCAAGCAGAGUUUGGUCCAAAUGAACACCGCAUAAAGCAGCUAAUACAGGGCCUGCCUGGGGAUAAGGCCACCCAGUGGGACGAUUUUGUUUCCAAUGCGCUGGCAGAACUCAAUCGCAAGAACAAAAUAACUCGUCUUCCGGUUCACGGGAUGCAUCAUCAUCUUGACUCUGAUGACGAUUCCGACGAUGAUACAAACUUUUUCCCACAAACCUUUGACAAUCCCGUGGUCAAACAGCUGUCCUAGCAGAGGGCAGUGCAAAGGAGAAGGAAUCCUGUUCUAGUUCCGAUGACGAGGACGAGGAAGAAGGCAUCAGAGGGUUGUCUUCAGGAGAAACGAAAAUGGAAGUGGAUCCAGAUGUUUCAAACUCGUGGAAUAGCUAUGAUUGGGCUGAGGUGUUCGACAAGCGAGGCAGCGGGGGUGAAAACGGAGGGGAUGAACCCGUGAAUCCCUGGCAGUCAGCGCCCAUGUCCGACACCUCGGAAAAUAGUGGCUGGGCAGACUUUGGUGGAAGUGGCUUUAGUGGUAGUGGUCCUGCUGACUGUUUUGCACAACCUAUCCACAAGGCUGAGACAUUUACCGCAGAUUUCAGCUCUAACUUUGGAAGUACCGUGACUCAGGAAAACAGCUCAACUCCCGCUGUUUUUGGUGAAACUGCUGCUUCCAACCAAGAGGCCUUCAAAGCUGACUUCUCAAAUAUAAACUUUGAUGCAGGAUUUGAAGCUAACUGUGAUGAUAAGAGUGCAGUCACUUCUACAGGGGACCCUCAGAAUAGUGAUUUGGAAGAAACAGAGACAGGAACCACUGAUAAAGAAGAGGCAGAAGACAAGGAUGAGGAGGAGCUCAUGGAGAAUUUCAACUUCCUAUCAUCUCGAGGGCUUAUGAAGAUGAGUGGUGAGAACGCAGGUAUCAGUGAAGCAGGUACAACACACACCAUUCCCAGUGAAAAUGACGAGCAAACCUCAGGACCGCCGAGCCCGCCUCAGGGGGAGACACUACCAGAACCCACAGCACAAAGCUAGUUUCCAGACAAGGCUGAGGAGUGGGAGGGUCAACUGUAUGAGGAUGUGAAAAGAAAGUGGAACAGCCACAACAGCUCAGGACUGCGAUGCCUGAAACGUACUUCCAAUUCAAAAUGCUCUCGAUAACCUCACAGAAACUCCCAUGGAAUUGCCUUUGUUUAGUUUUGUAUUAAUCGUAAUGGAUGUUGUCUCGACACAAACCACCCAACAGUCAUCGUUUCAUGAAUAUUAAAGAGUUCCAGUGGCUUAGUGAAAUGGAAUCCAGACUUCGCUUGUGCGUGGUCGAGUUUUAAAUGUUACGGUCUUAAAGAAGAAGAAAAAGAGUGCAUCUGUGGAAUUAAGGAGAUAGAUUUGGUUUCACUGAGCCACAUUUUUAGAUGUAUUAUGCAGUUUAGGGGAAUGUGCCUAGACAAGUUACGCAGGAGAGUGGAGAUUU
Messenger RNA from Penaeus monodon (black tiger shrimp), 2900 nucleotides. RefSeq names its product serine/threonine-protein phosphatase 6 regulatory subunit 3-A-like (gene fmt). The record is from RefSeq and is a predicted model, not a curated record. Gene Ontology annotation, cellular component: cytosol; nucleus. Gene Ontology annotation, molecular function: protein phosphatase binding; protein phosphatase regulator activity. NCBI's taxonomy places the organism in Eukaryota, Metazoa, Arthropoda, Malacostraca, Decapoda, Penaeidae.